Neltuma alba is the source of this 1367-nucleotide messenger RNA. RefSeq lists its product as uncharacterized. Bases 170 to 1201 code for a protein of 343 amino acids. Lineage: Eukaryota; Viridiplantae; Streptophyta; Magnoliopsida; Fabales; Fabaceae. The record is from RefSeq and is a predicted model, not a curated record. The transcript is spliced from 7 exons.
UCAUCUAGAUCGGGCUUAGGUUUGGGGGCUGCUUUGACCUGCCGAGGACCUCAGGAACCAAGUUUUUCUACUUAAGGUGGAAAAUCAUCAGGGGAAAGAAAUUCCCGAAUUUGGCUGACUUUGGAGUACGAAAUCAGCCUCUAUUUUUCAUUUUCCGAGUCAGUGGAAAAUGGGGACUAGGGUUCCUGUGCAGCACUAUAAUCUCAACUCUCCCACUUCGUUCAUUGAGGGCCCACUCCACGUUCUCAACACCGUUGAGAGUAGAACCUCCGAUAUGGAUGACAUCGAAGCCGAGGUCGAUCGUGAAGCUGUCACCGAAGAUAGCUUGGACAAUGAUAAUGAUACUGGUGCCGUCGACUGCAUGCAUGAACCCCAUAGGAAUUCCUUACCACUUCACAAUGUGGAAGUUGAAGAGGAUCGCUCCAGUCUCGAGAACAACGACUCUUCAAGGGACCCUUAUAAUAUCUUGACCAUUGAUGAUGUUUCACCCAUCGAAUCAGCCAGGGCAAGAUUUCUACAAAUUGUUGUGGAUCAUUUUAUUGAUGACCAUGUAAUUGAAGUGGCUGAUUCUGAGGCUGAUUACACUGCUCAGUGUGGGCAAGAUAAGCUCAAUAAAAGGAAGACAAGAGAGGCCCAGUAUGAAGGAGAUCCUAGUUUUGCUUUACCUCUGAUGUAUAUUGCAAACAUGUACGAAAGCUUAGUAAAUGAUGUCAACACCCGGCUUGCUUCCUUGAAUGGCAUUCGUGAAAAGACAAUUGGGGUAGCGCUAGAAGCAGCUGGUGGUUUGUACCGAAAACUUGCCAAGAAAUUCCCCCCGUCAGGACCAUGUACAUACAAGAGAAGAGAAUUGGCAACUUCCAUGGAAACAAGGACAAGGUUUCCAGAACUAGUAAUUCAAGAAGAGAAGCGUGUCCGCUUUGUGGUAGUCAAUGGUUUGAAUAUUGUUGAAAAACCAGAUGCCAUGCCUAUUGAUGAUGCUGAGUGGUUUAAGAGAUUGACAGGUCGCCAUGAGGUUGCUAUCUCUGCACGUGACUAUAAAUUUUAUUCUCCAAGACACAAGUUUAGGCGUACAGCAUCAAACAUGAUGGCCAAUAUCUCUGGUCUACCUAGUUAUCCUGGAGCUGACAACUCGUCUACAUUGAGUACUUCUCAAGGAUUUCGCUCUGUAAGUGAAGCACAAGUUAAUUUGCUUUUCUUAUAAGUUUGUCUUUCAAUUGGUUGGUCAGCAAUUAGUGUUUUUGUCACUUCAAACCAAUUCAUUUGAAGAUUGCAGAGAUGACGGUAAUCAUUGUAACCACAUUUACAGUUUUGUGGCCGUUGGGGUCUGACGUGCCCCAGUCACAUGACUACUUGAUACCUGUCUUUUG